Puccinia graminis f. sp. tritici CRL 75-36-700-3 is the source of this 875-nucleotide messenger RNA. RefSeq lists its product as uncharacterized. The record is from RefSeq and is a predicted model, not a curated record. Bases 168 to 875 code for a protein of 235 amino acids. The transcript has 3 exons. NCBI's taxonomy places the organism in Eukaryota, Fungi, Basidiomycota, Pucciniomycetes, Pucciniales, Pucciniaceae.
GGAAUUGAAAAUUUUUGUAGUGAAUCUCUAACUCACUGAGGCUGCUACAACCUGUCAGGCAAUAAAAUGUUGUGUAUUGCUUGGGCACUACAACACAGUAGCCUGUGUAAAUAUUAGUGCAAAGUCAACAUGUGUGAUGCACAAGCUACAGCUCAGCACGUGCUAAGAUGUACACAAGGGGACCCCAUCUUCAUACCCUUCCUGCAUUUUUAAUUGCUCUCUACUAUGACGAAUCUUUGCGGGAGACCCCCAAGCACCGUGGUGGGCCUGGGCGCGGCCAUAAGGGUCCAAUGACUCAAAACCCGGUUGUGCAAAGCCCUACAGCUCGUCUUGAAAGUAUUUUGAAAGAAGAAAACCUAGCCACUAACCAAACUUCAGACACAGCAGCUCCCAGGAAAAAUUUCCUAGUCACCAAACCAUCUUUUGAUACACCAGCUCUUCUUAAGAAAUUUUCAGCCACCAACCCAACUUUUGAUGAACCAGCUCCCCUUGGCUCAAAUUCUGACACACCAGCUCUCAAAAAAAUGUCCCAGUCACAUCCACCAGCUCUGCUAGAGAAAUUCUCAGCCAGCAACCCAAUUUCUGAUGAGCCAGCUUCCCUCGGAGCUCCCCUCAGCUUAAAUUCUGAAACACCACCUCCCAACAGAAAUGUCCUGGACAGCAACCCACCCUUUGAUCCACCAGCUCCACUCAAGAAACUUUCAGCCACCAACCCAAUGUCUGAUGAUCCAGCUUGUCUUGGCUCAACUUCUGACGCAUCAGCUCCCAGCAAAGAUGUCCUAGUCACUGACCCAAAUUUUGAUUCACCAGCUCCACUCAAGAAAUUCUCAGCCACUGACCCAAUCUGCAAAUCACUCAUCUCCCCCAGUGGAUGA